GACACCCUCUAACUUGCGCUGCGUCUCUGAGCAAUGGAUAGGCUCACCUCAGCUCAAGCUCAAGCUCUUUUCGAGGCUGGAGGCUUUAUCAUCAUAUCUGAUCUCCCGCAAGGUAGCGAAUUCGGCAUUGAUGGAACAUACCAUGUCACUCGUCGAUUCUCAGGGAUAAAAUUCUUGCCUCCUGGUCUCCACCUGAUCACUUGGUCUCCUCCUCCCUCAUCUACACCUGGACCAUCUACCAUUCCCAUUAAAUCUGCUCUCCUUCGAAUAACAAAACCAAAAGAACGGCUCGUUUUAUCCUAUGACACCGCUACAGAGUCGAUAGCUACGCAGGACACCGAUCAGGUAUCGAUCAUAUCGGAUGAUCAUGUUCGGACGUUGGACCCAGAGCUGGCACCGUACCCAUUUAACAAUUCAGAAAAAUGGUCCCAGUUGACCAAUCUGAUCGAUGAACGUAUCCUGGAUGAAGUCGUAGGUCCUGAUGGACGCGUUGAUGGAAUCAUGUUGGUAGAUGGAGAGGAGGAUGAAUUGGGAGAGCUGAAGAAAGCAUCACUGCGGAACGGGAAACCCUUAUUGGAUGCCUCGAAGGGAGAAAUUAAGCGAUUGACAUUCCCCAAAUUCGACUUGAGGCGGAGCUGGAGAUCAGGAGCUGUUGGUGACGAAGUCACAAGAUACUCUCAGGACAAGAGCUGGCUCAUGGGGGAGCUCAUCAAAAAGAAGUUCGACAAUAAAUAUAUGAGGAUCCUAUCCUACCUGCAGCUCUCCUUUGUCCUCCUACUCCACCUCUCAUCAUAUUCAUGCCUCAUGGUGUACAAGCGGUUCUUCGCCCUUCUCACACGCUCAGCAGAUUUACUUCAAUCACCAUCCUCCUACAUAGAUACUGGAACGACGAAUGAUUUGGCAUCUCUAUACACGGCUUUCCUUCGAAGCCUGACUGCUCAAUUCGACGCCUUACCUGAGACGAUCUUCGAAAGCGAGCUGCCGGAGAUGGACCUCUUUUUCCUAGAUGAGUUAGAGUACCUACGUGGUAAUCUUGGAUCCGGAAUGGUGGAUUGGAUAGCAGACGAUCGUGCACGGAUACAAGAGGCUUGGAAGCUCUUACAAGGGGUCGUGGUUAAGUGGAGAUGGGAUCUCAAACCCAUCGUUGUUGGAGAAGCCGUCGAUGACGACGACGAUAUUGAGGACGGCGAAUACGCCCCAGUAGUCGUCGAGGAAUAAUCAAGCGGGAUAGCUAUCCUUUUUUGCCAGAUCCAGCAUAGGCUUG
Kockovaella imperatae is the source of this 1264-nucleotide messenger RNA. RefSeq names its product A1 cistron-splicing factor. Gene Ontology annotation, biological process: spliceosomal tri-snRNP complex assembly. Lineage: Eukaryota; Fungi; Basidiomycota; Tremellomycetes; Tremellales; Cuniculitremaceae. Bases 34 to 1218 code for a protein of 394 amino acids. The record is from RefSeq and is a predicted model, not a curated record. The transcript has 3 exons.